Molecule: messenger RNA, 1954 nt
Organism: Dalotia coriaria
Lineage: Eukaryota; Metazoa; Arthropoda; Insecta; Coleoptera; Staphylinidae
Product: cilia- and flagella-associated protein 157
Cellular component (GO): ciliary basal body; cilium
Molecular function (GO): microtubule binding
Source: RefSeq, a predicted model, not a curated record
AUUCUUCCUAUCACCCCAAACUUGCUGAUUAAUUGUGCAAUUAUUAAAAGUCAUGCAAAUGAUCAUUUAUUUUGAGUGGUGGUUGUACCACCGAGCAGAUGCUUUCUUCCACAGAGAUUUAUUACAAGAUUAAAAAGAGGCGGCCGAACAAAAGUGAUAUUUAACAUUUUUGACAAUUAUUAUUUAUUCUGACAUUUGUCUACAAUUUUAUUCCAUUUCAUUAUCGAUUUUUACAAUCAAAAUGGCACCGAAACGUGUUUCAAAAGUAUCUGCAAAGGAACCAGGCAGUAAAGAACUACUGACAUCCGUGGACAAAGCUUUUUACGAGCUGGAACUGCAAGCAAUCCGCAACAAAAUCGAACGUUUGCAAAACUUUAACGCAGAAAAGGAAAAGCAGAAUGUCGAGCUGGUUGAAUCGAAUGCCAAACGUGAGGAAGAACGCGCUGAAAAUAUUUCCGCUGUGAAGAAUAUGCUUCUUCAAAAAGAGGAGGAUGUCCAGGCAUUAACUGAUCAUUUAGAGGAACUUCGCGCAUUGCAAGCUGAAGAACGCAUUUUUUAUAGUCAACAAUUAUUCGAAAUGGAAGCAGUUGUAUCAAAAAAACGUGAAGCUAUCGUUGCGGAAAUCAAAGAAGUUCAAGGCAAGCUUAAUUCAUUAGAAGAAUUUCGCGUACAGAAAGAUGAAUUGGUUAAACAAUACGAAAAACAAGUUGAUGAGAUGGAAAAGGCAGAAACAGCCCACAACCGAGAGAUUUACCAAAUAGAAAAAAAAUUUCUUAAAUCAAAAGAUCAUUUAAAGAGAGAAAUGAUUGAACGUUUGGUUACGCUAUCAAUGCAAUUCCAAGAUGUCACUGACACACGUGUUGCAGACACUACACAUAGGACAAUACGAGAGAAUAUAGCUAUCAAUAAUGAUCUCAACAUGUUGGUCGAAACCGAAGUGAAUUUAAAGUCUGAAAGCGAGGCAUUUAUAAAUCGUGCAAAGUUCUUCAAACGAUCCAUGCGAGUUUAUGAGGAGACAAAAGUCGAGAGCGCUUUCAAAUGGAUCACACAAAGAGACAUCAUUCAGGAAGUAAGUAAUAAACAUGCUAAGGUUACAGAGGAAGCUAAGAACUACGAAGUAGUCGAUGAAGCCUGCGGUUUCUACGAGCAAGAAUUGAAGGAGCUGGAACAUGCCGCGGAGAAAGAACGCAUGGCUGUUCAGAUCCUCGAACAGAACUUUCAAAAUGUCCGUACUAACAAUGAACUCAACGAAACAAGGUAUCAAGAAAUAAAACACCGAACCAAAUCUUUACUACAAACAAUUUUGCAUAUCACGCAUAAAAUUCGAGAGGAAUGGAUCACACCUUUUGAAUUAUUCCGUCAACAUGGUUUCCUGGACGUGGAAGAUGAUCUCACAUUACCAGAAAAACAAGCGAAUUUAAUCAAUUUUAUUUUGGAAGAAAUUGAAAAAUUUCCAGUCUGCAAAUGCCUGCUCUAUCAAAAUUCAAUUGUCUCCUGUGCUAAUUUCUACCAAGAAGGUGAAUUGGGUACCACACCAAAAUACGUUGAACCACGAUCAGAAUAUCCUGUUCGGAGACAUGUGGGAACACAAGUGACACAAGAAGAUGUGCAGGAACACGUUGAACCUGAUUCCAAUGAAAUUGAAGAAGAAGAAAUCAUUGAAGAGGAAGAGGAGGAAGAGCCUGAAUUAGAUGAAGAAAUGAGUCAGGUGUUGUUCAGUGCUUCACAGAGUGAGAUUAGUAGUUGUUCUAGUAGAAACAGUUUAAGGGACUUUACUAAAGUACAAAUAGAAGAAGCUGCUGUUGAAUGUGAAAGUGAAGAAGAAAUCACUCCUGCGUUGAAUGAAUCACCAUCAACAACUACCGAGAGUAGUUAUAGUGGUGUAUCUUCAGCUUCCAGCUCAACAGAUUAAAUUAUUAUGAAGCAUUUAUAAAUAAAUUAUUAGUAAAUUAAA